AAGCGCACUUCCGGCCUUCACGGAAGUUGUUGCACAGUCGUUUCCAAGGUGGUGUGAGGUAGAGGAGCUUUCCAAAUGGGUCGUAGCCGCUCCCGAUCUCCGCGGAGGGAACGCAGGCGGUCCCGGUCCACUUCGCGGGAGAGAGAACGCAGGCGCCGGGAAAGGUCUCGGUCCAGGGAGAGAGAUCGGAGAAGGAGCCGCUCUCGAUCCCCGCACAGAAGACGCUCCAGAUCCCCAAGACGACAUAGAUCCACAUCUCCUUCUCCUUCUCGACUGAAAGAAAGAAGAGAUGAGGAAAAGAAAGAAAGAAAGAGCAAAGAAGGUCAGAUAACUGAGGAAGACUUAGAGGGAAAAACAGAAGAAGAAAUAGAAAUGAUGAAGAUAAUGGGAUUUGCCUCCUUUGACUCAACAAAAGGAAAAAAGUUGGAUGGUUCUGUAAAUGCCUAUGCCAUAAAUGUGUCUCAGAAGAGGAAGUACAGGCAGUACAUGAAUCGCAAAGGUGGAUUCAACAGACCUUUGGAUUUCAUUGCGUGAGAAUUGAAAUGUUGAAGAAUGAUUUUUUCCCCCCUCAUCAUGAUCAGAAGAGUGCAUUUUGUAUUUUGUAUUUCAUAUGCAUCAAAACAGGACAGGAUCACAGCCCUUCCUCCUUGUAAAGAAGUAUCAUUUGGGGCAAUCAUCAACCCCAUUUUUUGUCUUAUUCCUGUGGAAGCUGUAUAUGUUUUCUUCUUGGAUGCUCGUUAGGACUUUUUAAAACACAUAAAAAAGUAAUUUGGAUGUAAGUGUCUCAAAUAAAGCAAUUAUUUCUACC
Myotis brandtii (Brandt's bat) is the source of this 808-nucleotide messenger RNA. Its product is annotated as U4/U6.U5 small nuclear ribonucleoprotein 27 kDa protein. Gene Ontology annotation, cellular component: precatalytic spliceosome. NCBI's taxonomy places the organism in Eukaryota, Metazoa, Chordata, Mammalia, Chiroptera, Vespertilionidae. The record is from RefSeq and is a predicted model, not a curated record. Gene Ontology annotation, biological process: RNA splicing. Bases 76 to 534 code for a protein of 152 amino acids. The transcript has 7 exons.